This is a messenger RNA of Pseudo-nitzschia multistriata, 3479 nucleotides long. The record is from the annotation of a GenBank genome assembly. NCBI's taxonomy places the organism in Eukaryota, Bacillariophyta, Bacillariophyceae, Bacillariales, Bacillariaceae.
CCUUACGUUACGGUAUCGGCACCGCGGAUCAAACCUUCUAUUUCCGAACAAGGCAGGACUCGGCACGGGAAAGCUCAGAAGGAUUCGCAGCACUCCACCGAACGAUAGGAGAAAGAGCUGUUUCUGCUAGUCGAGCCCGGGAUAUCUCAGGGCAUAACUUCUCAUGUUGCUGCAACGUCGACUGCUGCUAUCGACGUUCUCGGUUUGCUGUUUUUGUUAUGGAUCGACAGCUCUAUUGUUGUCUACGGCAAGAGGGAGCACAAUCAACAUUAAGUACAAAUGUGGCGAUGGUAGCCUAGACGACUUCUAUGGCUACCGAGGUCGUGAUGGUUUCGAGGUCCAGGCGAUGAAAAGGAAAACCAUACCGCACCCYUAUGCAUCUUUGCGGUGCGUGGCGUUGUCGAUGAAACGGCAAACCCGGGACGAUUACGAGGGCGAAACCAAAACACUCGCGACAGCUACAACGACGCGACAACAUUUCUUGUCCACGGUUUGUUCCCGGGUUGCGACGACCAGUGCUGUAAUMGCGGGCGUCCACAGUGGCAAUCCCACCGUGGCAACCGCCAUGGAGCCACGAACGAUUAGCAAUGCUGAGGAUGCUUCUGGCAUCGUUGGCAAUGCGCCCCGUGCCCGYGUCUUGUCGCUGGCGCUGCGGUCACUUCCCGUGAGCGGGUGCUGGGCCGUACCCGUUACCCUGAGCUCCGACGACGACGAGUUUUUCGACUACCUMGCCGUUGUGGACACGGGAUCGCCGUUUCUGACGGCACCGCCGGGCGCCGCGGGCGCCCUCCGGCAGACGAAACAAAGGUCCGYGACAUCCAAACGGGGGGGAAAUCUAGGGCCGAAGAAGACCACGAUGCUUUUCCGUUCGAAGGAAAGCUUCCGGCUCGGCGAUAGCCACCACGACGACGACACGAGCUAUGAACAAUACGGCAAUACAGUAGGCGGGGUCCAGUGGAGAAUUGCGCCGCACUUGACGCUGGUGGGGAAUGGCAAGGUCGMCGAUAUCGUCGCUCGGGGCAUCAAAGAUUAUGCAUGCGACGAAAAUGGAAAGAUUUGUUGUUCUCGCAGUGAUUCCGGUGUUGACACUCCGAAAGGGGUCCGACUGUUAGGAGAAUCCGAGAUCGAACCAAUUGUCAUUCAAGACGAAAGCGUUUUUACUGUCGGAGUUCCCUCGGAAGACGUGAUAACAGAGACCGGUGGGAUUUUCUUCGGUCUUAUGACGGUCGAUGGCGCUCGUCCGACCACCCUGCAACAACUCGGGUACGAUGCGUUUGUGAUGCGAUUCGGGGAGAACGAGGCAAGUCUUUCGUCGGGAAGCAGGAAAAAAGACAAARGCAACACGGAUCCGGCUACGCUYGUCUURUGGAACGGAAAACAAAACGACAGCGGGAAGACCAAUCCCGCUACACCCCUCGUAGACCCAUUUGAUCCKUGCUCGAUGAAGCUUUUCGAUCUGACCCCAUUCGGCCCRAAUUUGCACCACUAUGCCGUGCUUUGUGAYCGAUUCGAAUGCYGGUGGGYCGGGAACGAUUCGAUCUCGUUCGAUUGCGUUCAAGAGAAUGGAUCUAACAUUUGUACGYCUCCGCUCAAAGGUGAAAACGGUGUGUCGCUGUCUCGCCCGCUCAUWGCAGUCUUCGAUACGGGGCUAUCGGGUUGCAUUUUCUCCGAUACRCUUUGGGAGGAAGUACAGCGAGAACGGCGACGGAAGCAUAAAAACGARSCGGGGGGCCAACGACGAGGUCGCGGUAYYCCYGAGAACCCAGAAGAGUCGUAUCCCGUGGGUUGCACUGUUCGGUUACCUACCAUUAGCAACGCUGCCGAAAAAUCUGGUAGUACUCCUACAGUCCUUCCGCCGAAGAGUUCCUCYUCACAUUCUACUAGUAUCGUUGAAUUGUCCAGCAUUUCGGAGCAUUGGCGGUUCCAGUCCUUUAGAUUACCGUGGUGGUAUGCCGAUAGCGUCGAAGAAAAGAAUGGGAAUGCMAGCCAAGCCCAAGAAAGGGACAAUAAUUUCCCGCAUGUGAUUGUUCUGGGAUCAACCUUCUGGAGGAAUCCAAAUAUUCAGGAGUUGGCAGUUGAUACAAUAAGUCAACGGGCAAAAAUUGAAACUACUUAGUUCGGAGCUCACACAGGGUAGACCGCAUCUUUGUAUGUAUCCUGAUUACUCUUGCUGCUACGAGUACAACACCUGUUGUAGCUUUAGGUCAUUGCACCGUCAUGACAGAGAAACCGUAUUUCUAUUUGGUUAUGUCAAUCUAUAUUCCAGAUUGUAACUAGUAUUGCUAGAACGAAAUCUGCAGCAGCAGUAAAGCAUCGUACGAUAGGAUAGGAAUUUGGUAGAAGUAAACAAUAAUACGGCUAGGUGAGGUUCGUAUGAAUACAUCUUUAGCAAGUACAGUGUCCUACAGUAAAUGUACGGGUAAUACGUACGUACGUACUUACGUACGUACUGUUGGAGUUCAGAUUUUUUUGCACCCUCAAUUCGUUUUGGAUUUUAGUCGAGCUAGUCAUUCGUCGRGGAAACUACGUCGCCACGCGGAAGAGCACGCCGAGUAAGCUUUGAUGAAACCCCAUCGAUCGUAAUCGGCCAUCGAUCUUGAUUGCGACAUGGAGCUACGGUAAUCUACGUURAUUACUAGURCUCGUACUACGUCUUCUGAUGCACUGCGAUAGCAUCCAAAAGCRAAAGAGAAAGCAAUCUGGAGCAACUCCUGAAGGAGAGCCCGUAUUCAGACAUCCCCAGACUAAAUCACAGCAAUAUCAACUGCAAAUUUAUGACAACAAUGGCGCGUGUAACGAUUUCGUGUUCUYUUCUACUUCUGGCUUGCCUGUUCAUGCAGGUUGAGAGCCGAAAGAAUUGGUUCAGCAACGUUCCACUCUUGUCGAAAUUCAACAAAAAUGAGUACACGCCACUGGUUUUCUUUACAUAUCCGAAGGGAAAUGUUGCGGAAUGCGACGAAAUGGAGAAAGUUGUUUCGGAGGUUGAGCGAGAACUGGGAGUUCGCGUCGAGCGAUUGGAYAUCGCACGAGAUUCAGCGGCUCAAGCCACAAUGCAACUGUUGACGAUGCAGCAGGGAGCACCAUUUUUAUAUCACAGAGAAUCCCUACAGGUCGUCCACAGCUCGUUAUUCAAAGAAAACGCUUUCAAAAAGGAAACCGAYGACGACAAGKCGAAAGCCGGAGGGAUUGACAAGGCUCGUGUACGUGCAUGGGCCAAGGGACGAUACUUGCCUCCUGCUGGAGUCAAACUCGGAGCGACAUCAAACAUCAAGAGYAAUGCUCCUAUUGUUGUAUCACAGGAAGACAACUCGCUGGACCAAGCGGAGUUGAUCAAGGAGUCUUCUUUGACUCCAGAGCAACUGGAGGGUAAGAGAGCGAUGGAAGAACGAACGGAAGCAGCCAAGUAAAAGUAAUUUCUAAUGCAAAUUGGACGCGGCGACUCCAUAAAAACAAUUCUACAAUAGACUAGUCAUAGCCAG